CUGAAAGAAGGCGAGGAGGCAGGUGACAAGUCGAAGAAGUCUGCUGCAAAUUCAUUCAGGUUGGAUUUGAUGGAAAUUCACUUUGGCUGGCAGUUUUAAGAGUACACGGCUAAAGCGCUAAGGAACUACUGAGGAUUGGCGUCUUGUUCAGAAUGGAGGAUGAAAUAACGGCUUCACUUUUGGAACGAAGGUACCCGUAUGGAUGUUUCAGCAGGUAGAAACAUACCCUACCAAUUUAAAUACUGCAGACAUCCUGGAAUUGCCUUUCUCUUCAGCAAACACUUACUGGUAAAUAGUCAUAUUUUGCCUGUGUUUGGUCGAAUUUGUGGGAGACGUUUGGAGAAACAUAACAGUAAUAGCAUUAACGAUAAGCUGUAUACCUCUGGAAAAAAACAACUAUCAAAACAGUGCCUGUGAGAAGAUUAUUGCUACUGCGUCUGCCAAGGGCACUUUUUUUUUUGCUUGUGAACAUUUUAUUUGUCAUCAAGUGUUUCCGCACACACAAUCACGCCCACGUUUGUUAGAAGUACUAAUUGUUUAGAUUGCUUUUGGACAUUGUAAAUAGUCUUCACUCCAAUACUAUCCGCAGUUCUGCGCGAGGAGCGCUUACUACUCUCCCGAUGUCCGUUUGCCGACACAAAACUUGAAGCCUAAAGAUUGAUUACCGCUGCUGACUGCGGAUCAGACACUUGCCUAUAAAUCACACUUACCUUCCAUAACACUUUGGAUUGCAAGUCUGGGACAAACCGAGGACGUUUCUAAUCAACACAAGGGUGUUGCAAGGGAAUUUAACAUUUUAUAAUACCCAAUAGAACGUGGAUUACCGCCUGAAUACAUCACAGACCUUUUUCAGAAUGUUCCUGCCAUACGGAUUUACCUGCUCUGCCUUCGCCAGUAUUAUGGAUUCUAGACAUUUUGUUUUUACCGUCACCUUUUUGGCGUUCUUCAUGCAAACUGCUGUGGAGGCUAGUUCUUGGUGGUCCCUGGCCAUGAAUCCUCUCCUGAUUCCGGAGGCUUACAUCAUCGGAGCGCAGCCGCUGUGCAGUCAGCUGGCUGGCCUUUCCCAAGGCCAGAAGAAGCUGUGUCAGUUGUAUCAGGACCACAUGCAGUACAUCGGGGAAGGGGCCAAGACUGGGAUCAAGGAAUGCCAGUAUCAGUUCAGGCACCGGCGGUGGAACUGCAGCACGGUCGACAACUCCUCCGUCUUCGGCAGAGUCAUGCAGAUAGGCAGCCGCGAGACUGCUUUCACGUACGCCAUCAGCGCAGCGGGAGUGGUGAACGCAGUGAGCCGGGCCUGCAGAGAGGGGGAGCUCUCGUCCUGUGGGUGCAGCAGGGCAGCCAGGCCCAAAGACCUGCCCAGGGACUGGCUGUGGGGCGGCUGCGGGGACAACCUCAACUACGGCUAUCGCUUCUCCAAGGAGUUCGUGGACGCGCGGGAGCGCGAGAAGACCUAUCAGAAGGGCACGUACGAUAGCGCGCGGCUACUGAUGAAUCUGCACAACAAUGAAGCCGGGCGCAGGACGGUUUCGGACCUGGCUCACGUCUCCUGCAAGUGUCACGGCGUCUCCGGGUCCUGCAGCCUGAAGACCUGCUGGCUCCAGCUGGCGGACUUCCGCAAGGUGGGCGACGCGCUGAAGGAGAAGUACGACAGCGCCGCGUCCAUGAAACUCAACUCCCGCGGCAAGUUGGUCCAGGUCAACAACAAGUUCAACACCCCCACCAGCUACGACCUCAUCUACAUCGACCAGAGCCCGGACUACUGCGUGCGCAACGACAGCACCGGCUCGCUGGGGACUAUGGGACGGCUCUGCAACAAGACCUCCGAGGGCAUGGACGGCUGUGAGCUGAUGUGCUGUGGCCGGGGGUACGACCAGUACAAAGCCCAGGUGGUGGAGAGGUGCCACUGCAAGUUUCACUGGUGCUGCUACGUCAAAUGCAAGAGAUGCACAAAAACCGUGGACCAGUUUGUCUGCAAAUAACAGAUCUAAGAGAGAAAAAAAAGAAAAAAAACUAUAUAAAUUAUAUUUAUAGAGUUAAACAAUUAUACCAUUGCAGAAGACUGACACUUUUCCAAGUAAUAGGUACAAAAAUCUAAUGUCUGCAGAAACUGAGAAUAUCAUUGGAAAUAUUUAUUUACAUAGAGAUUUUUUUUUCUGACUUGCAAGCGGAUUUUUAACAUAGUAUAAGUGCAUAGACCAAUGACAUAGGUUUUAGGGUGAGUUCCAUAAUAUAUGAAUCAAAAUGUUUAGCAUGAGAAAGAUCUGGAGGUGCAUACUUUGUAAGUUUGGUAUUCUGCAGAAGUUUCUGUGAAUUUGGGGAUCUGUGAUGGGAAAUAUGCAGGAACAAAUUAAUAUUUUUUUGUAUUUAAGUAUUGUUGACAUUUACCAAAACUUCCCCGAUACAGUACAUCUCACCUCCACACAUGCAUACACUGUACAUUAGGUCCCAAUAUACUGCUUUGUUCAUUUUUAGUCUGUGGUCAGGGAUUCUAAGGUGCCAAUAAUAUGCUCUUGCGUGAGUUGGAUUUAGGAACUAGAGCAGUGUUACUAAGCGUCUUGUGUUUUAGUUGUGUUUGAAAAGUCCAUGCUUGGAGAAGUUCUACAUUCAGAGGUGUUGUGGGGCUUUUUGUAACAACAGACUUACCCGUUACAUGUGACCUGUCCUCCAAGGAUUGAUUAAGUUCCCCCGAAAAGUAAAGCCUUAUGCACUUUUAUAAAAAUGGUAACAAACUUUUUUUAAUGACAGAUCAUCAGCAGUAAUAUAACCUAUUUUAUUCUACUCUUUUCCAUAUACACACAGGUAUCCACUACUCGUAUAAGAUCAUACUUAAAAAGGUUUGAAUAUAUAUGGGCAAUGUCUUGGUUUUGUUGGUGAAAUAUCCCAUGUUCUGUAUAUACUACGUCUAUGCAACUGAUGAUUAAAUUGUAUGUAUUUAUUUUCAACCUCUCUGUUAAACCGUUUAAAGACAAAACAUUGCUUUAUUUCCUCCCUGUUUACCUGUUUAAAAUAAUACAAUAUUUUGAGAAAUGUUAUUUGCAGGUGCCACUGUGCAUGCAUUUGAACACUGGUGUUUCAUGUUAUUGUUUGAACUGGGCAACAUGAUAAGCUCUGGAUAUAUAUGUUAUUUGAAAUUUGGUUUCCACUCUGGGUUUUUGUUUGUUUAUGGUAUAUAAAGGGAAUCCGUCUUCGUCACACAUUGUCAGUUAUUGUACACCUUCAGCACCUGCAAAAACAUGCCUUUAUCCGUGACGGUAAAAUGUCUCUUCUGACAUCUGCAUGACACUUUCUGUUACAAUUCAUAUUUCAACUUCUAAGUUCAUGUUACUGUACUGCUCUGCAUUAUCAACCCUUCUGUAUAUUUAUUAGCUUCUUGAUUAACUGAAGCUUGCUAAAAAUAUUUCUUAUAGCUUUUGUUCUUUUUUUAAUUGGACCAUUGUGCUAAUGUGCUUCAAUAAAUUUUAAGGAAAACAUCUGCUUAUCAUUGUGUAAAUUUUCAUAUGAGCUACCUUGAAAUAAGUCAAUUUAUUUAACAUCAUCUGUACUUUGUGUUUGACUUCCUUCCCCGUGUAUGCUCUUAAAAUCACAAUGUGUACAUUUCAGCAAUUUACCAAUGCUUACAGAGAUCAGGCCUGUCUUGUUUGAACUGAAUUGUUUUAAGGUAAGACCUUUUUCAUUUGUGUUGUUUAUUUGUACACCCUAAACCUGUCUGCUUAUCACAGAUUCUGAGACAUUGAUUUUACAGUUUCAUAUUAACAAAUCAAGCCUCUUAAGUAAAUAAAGGUAUUUGGACUCUAAAA
Conger conger (European conger) is the source of this 3797-nucleotide messenger RNA. It is a transcript of the gene wnt5a, whose product is annotated as wingless-type MMTV integration site family, member 5a. Gene Ontology annotation, molecular function: cytokine activity; frizzled binding. Lineage: Eukaryota; Metazoa; Chordata; Actinopteri; Anguilliformes; Congridae. Gene Ontology annotation, cellular component: extracellular region. Bases 855 to 1979 code for a protein of 374 amino acids. The record is from RefSeq and is a predicted model, not a curated record. Gene Ontology annotation, biological process: multicellular organism development; neuron differentiation; canonical Wnt signaling pathway. The transcript is spliced from 6 exons.